GCCAGCUGCCAAUCAAAGUGACGUCAGUCUGGUUCGAGUCGCGCUGAUCGAGGCACAGCGCCGGUGCGCGCUCCGAGACCCCCGUUAACUGGGCGCACACGCAAGUGUCACCAUGAGCAGCCUUAUAUGGGGUGGAUCUUAAAUCAUAACUGCAAGAUGAAGACGUGAACAUACGGCACAUCCUUCUGAGCGCAGCAUCAUAGACUUCCCUCGCGAUCCUGAACGCUCGGCGCUGCACGAUACUACACUACGGCGCGGCCAGACUGCCUGCCAGGCGGCUAGGCGGAGGCUGGAAGGGGGAACACAUCUAUUUUCUGCUGAUAAUAAUAAGCAACAAAAUGAAGCGGAGAAAGAUGGUGGUGGCGGCGGGCUUCUGCCUCUCGUUCCUCAUGGGCACGCUGAUGAAUUUAUUGUUUAUACCGGGAUUUGAGCCCCACGGCGAGCGCGUCCAUCGCCACCGCCACCACGAGAACCGGCAGCAGCAGCCCGACGCGGACGCUCCUGCCCGGCUUCACGUCGACGAGCUGCCUCCCGCCGAAACGGCGACCGUCGGGCGACUCCCGGAGCUCCAGCGGCAAAUACGCGAGCGAUUGGACGAGGUUCUGCGGUACCGUCAGAAACGGGCGCACUGGGUCGGCACCGGACCGCUGGAGCGCAGGCGACUCAUGGACUUGGAGCAACGCAGCGAGUGGGAAACAUACAAAGGAAUCGGGAAAAACAACAAUGACCACGAUCAGUCUCAACCGACUCCCGCUGUAUCCAUAGCAACAAAAUCACACCGGGAGUUUACGCGCGAGUCGGUGCUCGGCUGCAGCAGUAUUGAUAACGUUACCAAUGUCCAGUAUCUGGGCUCAGGAUACACAAAGGCGGUUUAUAAGGCGACUCUGAACAGCAGCUUCUCCGUCGCUUUAAAAUCGGUGGAUUUUGGGGGUCACGAUAUGGAGAAUUGUGUGAAGAAAUAUGGGUCGUCUACAGACUGCUACAAACUCGCAUCCUUCAAAAUUGUCAAGGAAAUGACGCUGAUGGAGAGACUGCAGCACCCUAAUAUUCUCAAGCUGUACGGCUACUGCUACCAGGAUAACAACGAUAUAAAGGACACGGUGACGGCCAUCACGGAGCUGGGCAGCCCUCUGGAGAUGAUCCAGCUGCUGCAGACGCCCUGGGAGGAGAGAUUCAGGAUCUGUCUGAGUCUGAUGAGGCUGCUGCAUUAUUUGGCUCAUUCCCCGCUUGGGUCUGUCACCCUGCUGGACUUCAGGCCGCGGCAGUUCGUACUGGUCGGGGGAGUGUUGAAAGUGACCGACCUGGACGACGCCAGUGUUGAGGAGACACCUUGCUCCCCGUCUUCUCCUUCAGACUGUCUCAUGGAGUUCCCCGCCCGCAACUUCACCCUACCCUGCCACAAGGACCGUUGCGAGGGUAUCAACGAAAAGAGAAACCUCUACAAUGCUUACAGAUUUUUCUUCACCUACUUGUUACCUCACAGUGCUCCCUCAGCACUGAGACCCCUCCUGGACAAAAUCGUCAACUCUACAGGGGAGCUGAUAUGGGGCACAGACGAAACUCUGGUUCACCUCGAAAAAGUGCUGGAUAUCUACAGGAAUGGACAUUACCUCAAGAAUAACACACAGACACACAAAACAGAGUAUAAACGUGUGUCAGAUGCCUCGAUAGCAGCGGAAAACUACCGCUGCUGGCCGUCCUAUCAGCAUGACGGAUGCCUGCUGUCAGUCUUCAGCGUCGAUGAAGCUAUUGACGUGUGUGAGAGCCAUGCCCAAUGCCGGGCCUUCAUUAUGACCAAUCAGAGCACAUGGACAGCUGCUUCCAGUCGCCCCAAGAUGGCGCAGACUCAGCAGCCUGCGAAGCCCACACCUCCAGCGCCACCAGCUUCUAAGCCUGAGCCCCGUCAUCUCUCACGCUCAGCCAGAUGCUACCCAUUCCCUAAACGCCAGGGACCCUGGCCCAAGAUAGCGCUGGACCCAGUGCCUCAGGCGUCAUCCUGA
Molecule: messenger RNA, 2000 nt
Organism: Sinocyclocheilus rhinocerous
Lineage: Eukaryota; Metazoa; Chordata; Actinopteri; Cypriniformes; Cyprinidae
Product: extracellular tyrosine-protein kinase PKDCC-like
Exons: 7
Coding region: 339-2000 (553 amino acids)
Biological process (GO): peptidyl-tyrosine phosphorylation; skeletal system development
Cellular component (GO): extracellular region
Molecular function (GO): non-membrane spanning protein tyrosine kinase activity; ATP binding
Source: RefSeq, a predicted model, not a curated record